Chondrus crispus (carragheen) is the source of this 1284-nucleotide messenger RNA. RefSeq lists its product as hypothetical. Lineage: Eukaryota; Rhodophyta; Florideophyceae; Gigartinales; Gigartinaceae. The transcript is spliced from 2 exons. Bases 1 to 1284 code for a protein of 427 amino acids. The record is from RefSeq and is a predicted model, not a curated record.
AUGGCGUCGCUGGAGGCGGUCGAAGGCAGCGCCGCUGCGCAGGGGAAUGACGAGUGCGACAUUGAAGACUUUCUUACAGACGAUGACGAGGAUGACGUCGUCACCUUCCCGACCGAGGGCAUUCUCGACAUUCUGUUUGAUGGUGCUGGCGGCGGCGAGAGAGUGCAUGGCGGGUCCAUAGCAGGCCGCGCGCGCAACCAAGAUCGCGAUUACGACGCUGCCGUGGCGCGUAUCAAGAUCCUCUACUUCGGACUGAAUCGCAGUCCUCCACAAGUCAACGAGAAUACUUUUUCGAAAAGGUUUGGAAUCCACCGCGAGGGCUUUGACAAAAUCUACAGCGCGCUUGCGACAAGACCAGAGUUUGUCCAGAAGACUGACGCUGUUGGAAAGAGAGGAAUCCAUCCUCUUCAGCGUAUCACCGGAGCCUUGCGAGUGUUGCGAUAUGGUGUGGCAUACGAUGCUGUUGAUGAAAUCGUCGCAGUGUCGGAAUCGGUGAUGGCUCAGACCGUGAAGUCAUUCUGCAAAGCUAUAGUGCAAGAAUUUGGGGCGGAGUAUCUACGCGAACCUAAUGAAGAUGACCUAAUGCGCAUACUUGCAGUAAUUGAGUCGCGCGGGUUUCCUGGGUGCGAAUCCCCCCUGCGCAUACCCUACACCAUCCACGGUACAGCACGUACCUUGCCCUACAACUUGGCAGAUGGAAUAUAUCCGCCGUGGGCAAUCUUUGUGAAGACUGCAAAGGGCUCAAACGAGCGCAAGGCGAAAUGCUUUUCGGCUCAUCAGGAGGCGGUCAGGAAGGAUGUUGAGCGUGCUUUCGGGGUACUCCUCUCGCAGUAUCACAUGCUACGACGUCCGUGUCGUAUGUGGGACAAGAACGAUGCAAUGGACGUACUGCGCGCCUGUGUAGUACUACACAACAUGUAUUGCGAGGCGCGACGUGACAACUACAAUGUCCCUCUGUACGCGCGCGCUACAUCUAGUGAGCCAUUCAUCAGCGCAGUUCAAUUCGCUCCUGACGCCGACGUCGACUUCCGCUGGGAAAACUCGGCGUCCGUCAGCAAUUUAGCUCCUGCCGGAACAUGGGCCGCGCUUGCUGCAGCUCGACGUGCAGAAUCAGAAUCAGAGGUCGCGCACUUCGAGCUGCGUUACGAUCUAGAGCAACAUCUUUGGCGUUGGAAAGACGCGGUGAGGCUGGCGCUUGGGGCACACGAGCGGGAUAAAACGUAUGACGGUGGAAGGAAUUCAGUUGCCGGUCGCCGCAGUGCGCUGUGUAGAGUUUUGCAGUGA